CUUAAGAAUUGAAACUAACACAGCUUUUCUCAUUUCCCGACAGCUCACCGUUAGCUUCAUCGUCAUCGCCACCUGAAAAAUGUCCUCCGCCGCCAAUCCCACAGGCGGUGCCAUCACCUCGCUGUUGUAUUUUUGCCACCGGUGUGAAACAACAGUGAACAUCGUCCCCCCUGUCGGCACUGACCCCGUCUGCCCUAUCUGCGGCGACAGCUUCGUCGAGGAGCUCGAGGUACCGGAAUCAGGGUCCUUCAUCUCCAGCCAAGCCGGUGUUGAAGAUUCUACGAUCGCCCCAACGUCGGCUCUCCCGUUCAACUCCUCUUCGGGCAGCGUGGAAAUUAGAAAUCCAGGAGACUUUGUCGGUCUCCUCGGCAUGAACUCCACUCCUCAAUAUUCGCGGCCAUCCGAAAACCCUGGCUUCGAUCCUCAGCUCUUCUUCAACGAUUACAUUCAAUCGAUUUUCUCCGGCGGAGGAAGCAUCCAAAUCAUGUUUGAUGGCGCCGGCGGCAGCUCUGCCGAAAACAUCGGCGAGUACGUAUACGGCCCGGGCCUCGAGCAUGUCGUUCAACAACUUUUUGAGAACGAUCCAAACCGGUACGGUACUCCGCCGGCGUCGAAAUCGGCGGUGGAGGCUUUACCGAUCAUCGAGAUUUCAGAGGAAAUGGUUGCUGGAGACGUCGAAUCGCAGUGCGCAGUUUGUAAGGAUGAGUUUGAGGUAGGUGCUGAGGCGAUGCAGAUGCCUUGCAAGCACAUCUACCAUCAAGAUUGUAUCGUUCGUUGGCUCGAGCUGCAUAAUUCGUGUCCGGUAUGCAGGUUCGAGCUUCCCACGGAGGAUCCUGAUCACCUGCAGCGGGUUGCGAGAGCGCCGGCUGCUCGAGGAGGGCGAUCGGGGGGAACGUGGGAUUUGAGUGGCCUGGCUUCAACAAUUGGGGAAGAACAAAGAUCUUCGGGAAACAGGAAUAGGCGAAGGAGGGUAAGAAUCUCGCUUCCAGGGCCUUUCAGCGGUCUCCUCGGUAAUGCUGGUGGUGUGAACGAUGGUUCCAGUAGUGCAAGCUCUGAUGAGAAUUUUGAAGGUCGAUAGAUUAAUGGUCCGGAGGAUUAGGACUGGGCGAUGAAGCUUCAAUUUGGGAGUAAUUAUUAUGUCCGAACAUAGAACGCCUCCAGAGAUUAAUACUCAUGGGUAAUAUCACCUAGAGCUCGGUAUUGAGCACUCGGUAUACGUUCAAAUUUUCAUUUUUUUACCGGAUGUAAUAAUUUUUCCAAUUUUAAAGCUGUUAUGAUUGGUGAGAUUUCACGGAUUUGGAUUUGGAUUUGUCAUUUGGAGAAAUUAUUCUCCGCGGAGGCCACUCAUAGCUCUAUUUUCGGAGACGAAUCAGGUGCAAUCACGCCAGCGAUACUGAUUUGUGAUACCGAGCAAUACCCAGCCGCGGUACAUAAUGAAGAGUUGACGUGACUUAUUUUAAUUGAUCUCCAGAUAACAUUCGGCAUCCGCAAAGAAUAAUUUUUUCGAUUUCUUUCUUUUUUUUUUUUUCAUUAUCAGCCUACUUAGUCUAGUGAA
Messenger RNA from Dendrobium catenatum, 1555 nucleotides. RefSeq names its product E3 ubiquitin-protein ligase RING1. Lineage: Eukaryota; Viridiplantae; Streptophyta; Magnoliopsida; Asparagales; Orchidaceae. Gene Ontology annotation, cellular component: cytoplasm. Gene Ontology annotation, molecular function: ubiquitin protein ligase activity. The record is from RefSeq and is a predicted model, not a curated record. The transcript has a single exon. Gene Ontology annotation, biological process: protein ubiquitination. Bases 80 to 1078 code for a protein of 332 amino acids.